UUGGUGCAUGUGUGCCUACAAAAUGUUUGAAACACCUUUCAUCAGUUUCUUUUAGCUCUUUAUCCAUCAUCGCACACACUCAUGCACGCACACACAAACACACAGAAAGAAAAAUGCAGAGCAGCUGUAGCUAAAUUUAGCUUCCAUCAGGUCAGGGUGCAAUGAUAACAUCCACAUGGGACAAUCUGACUUUGUGUGGUGGCGAAGAAAGUGUCAGAAAAAGGCACGAUGCUUGUUUUUGCGGAGUUCGAGUGCAAGUCUUCCGAGAAAACAACCCAAACCCACUCCUAUGUGGGCACAAGCACUUUUCUCUGCAGUCGUGCAUCUAUUAAGAAACCUGCAGAAUGUGAAUAAUAAAACACGAUGUUGUGCACGCUGGUGAGUAUUGCACAGUAGCACACAAACACUCAGUAGCAGGACAUCAAUCAGGCGGUAAACAUGCUGCAACCCGAUGACGUGACUUUAUCUCCGCACCAAAAUAAGCACACGAGCUUAGCAUCCCGAUCCGUGUUGUGACACACAAGGCCCCCCUCGUCUUGUCAAAAAACAACGCUGUGUUUGAUGUUUGAUUGAUCAAGUUUUGUCAGUGUUUCUUUUCCGGUCGCCAUGGUGAUGAGGGCUCAGAUAGGUGCCUUGGCGACGGUGCCCUUGGACUCAGACGGGCAGCUGUAUUUACCAAUGAGUUCAUCCUCUGGGAUAGACACUAAACCCUGCCAAGGUGUGUGUGUGUGUGUGUGUGUGUGUGUGUGUGUGUGUGUGUGUGGUAUUUGGGUGAUACUCCCACCCGAGCACAGACCGAAAGGGCAGCGGACAAAAACGAAAGAGCACAUUCAGAACAUCAGGACAGACGAGACUGGAGGUACUCGCUGUGUUCGGCAGGACUUGGUGUGGUUAACCUCGCCAUCACCAUUUGGCAUGCGUGCUUCAGCCAACAGGAGAGUUCCGUAGCUGUUCCUGGUUGUCUUGCAUCUUCGGGAUGGACGGCUACUCCCUACUCUACAGCUCGACCCACAGAACCGAGCUGUUGGGGCGCUUCCAGCGGCUACGCUCGGACGGGAAGAUGUGCGACGUGGUGCUCGAAACCGACGGCGCCUCGUUCCCCUGCCACCGGGCCCUCCUGGCGAGCUCCAGCGAUUAUUUCUGGGCGCUCUUCGGGGAGGCCACGGCGGAGAGACUAGCGCGGUCUAUAAGGCUCCCGGCGCUAACGCCCAAAGGCUUAGACGCCAUUUUGGACUUCCUGUACUCGGGCUGGCUCAGAGUGACACCCGCCACGCUUCCCGACAUUCUGGAGGCGGCGAGGUACUUGCAAGUGGACACGGCCGUGGCCAUUUGCGAGCGCUACAUCACCGAUGGGCUCAGCGUCGAGAACUGUUGCAGCUAUGCUAACCUAGCUGAGCACCAUGCGCUUCCUGAUGUGCUGGAUGCCGCCAAUUACACCAUCGCCGCGGAGAUGGCCAAACUGAUGCAGGAAAGAAGAGACGAACUUCUCGGAUUGAACGUCCAAUCGUUGAUGGCGGUGCUGGAUGCCGAUGAAAUCCCUGCAGUCAAGGAAGUGGACCUCGUCAAACUGGCUCUGGAUUGGCUGAAUGACAACGGGCCCCUCCCACCGCUGCAAUCCAACCUCCUGCUAAGUCGUCUCCGCUUCGGAUUGGUCGCUCCUUCUGACCUUGCACACCUUGGCCACGCCCACAGAGCUAUGGCCACACCUUUGAUAAGAAGCCAGGUGACCCGGGCGCAGGAGUACCACGGAACAGGCUCAGCUGGGCCGAUACGACAGAACAAACAGUCCACACUGAGGGCGCCGCCUGAUCGCGUGCUGCUUGUCGGCGGCGGACCUGGCCCGGAUCGACCGGAGCAGCAGGUUCUGACCUUUAAUCUAAAAACCAGGAAGUUUACGUCCCUGACUUCCUGUCUCCCACUAAAGCUGAGGAACCACUGCGUGUGUUCCCUGGGGGGCUUCCUCUUCGUGGUCGGCGGGGAAGUGGUCAGCGAGGCGGAUGAGAAGCCGAUCACCGUGGAAACGUCUAAUCAAGUGUGGAGGUACGACCCCCGCUUCGAAUCCUGGCAGAAGGUGGAGCCCAUGCUGCAGAGGCGGGCCAAGUUCGCCUGCUGCGCCAUGGAGGACGUCAUUUAUGCCAUCGGGGGACAAAACGCAGAUUCCAACGUAACGGCCUCGCUGGCCUCUGUCGAGUUCUAUGACAUGGCAGCAGGGGCGUGGAGGAGAUGCGUGCCCAUGCCCAGCCCGCUCCACGGCCAUGCUUGUGCCGUGCUGGACCACGACAUCUACGUGUCCGGUGGUCUCUCAGGCAACGGCAUCAUGAUCCCGGGCCAGAGCCAAAGCAGCAAGGAAGUUCUAUGCUGGGACGGCAUGGGAGGAGCCUGGAAGAAGAGGGCUCCCAUGUCCAUUGGCAGGUUCAGCCACCGCCUGGCGACCGCCCAAGGUUACAUCUACGCCCUCCUGGGGAUGUACGAGCCCUUCUGCGAGAUCGAGCGCUACGACCCGCGAGAGGACCACUGGACGCGCCUCAGGCCCCUACUCGCCGCGACCUUCAACUACGGGAUGGCGGCGACGCCAAGCGGGAGCCUGGUGGUGUUCGGUGGGACGAAAUGGAGCAACGCGCGGGAGGUAGCGGUAAAGAGCGUGCUGGAGUACGACCCCAAGAAAGACCAGUGGAGGGAGAUUGCUCAGCUGCCAAGACCCCUCACGGGAACGGAGUGCACCAUACUGCCGAUGCCCGACUAAAAUGCACAACGUCCAAAUUAGGAUCAAAUCCUGCAGACUCCAUUUAAUGACCAUUUGGUCAACAACACUAAUAUUUGGUUUUAGCUAGUUGAGCUACGCUAAUUAUGCCACAGUUCUAACGUUUAGGGCACAGAUCUGAAACUGAGUAAUGAGCCAAUGACGCAGAACACGUUGAAUUGUUAGCAUUGACAAUCUUUGUAGCGUUAAAGUCCUAUACUCUUACUGCUACUGGUUGUCGAAUAUAACUGAAGCUAGUUUAGACGUGUGCAGCUGGCUAAUAAUUGAUGUCCAGAAUUGUGUCCAUGUUUAACACAAAUAUUUAUUAACAUACAGUCACGUAAAUCAAACUCACUUUGUAACAAAAACGGAAAAUAAACGGGAGCAAACAAAUCAUAGCCUGGCACAGUCAAAAACACCUGAGCAAGAUCCCAGCCCCUCCCUAAGUAGACUGGCACUUGGCCUUGAGCCAACCCCUUUAGUGACGUCAUGAAUUUGACGGACAGAAAGAGUAAAUGGCUCUAACAAUCUUCCUCUUCCUUCUUUGUUCAACAUGUUGACCAGCAGCUUCAAAUGUGCACUAUCGCCCCCUAAAGAACUGCUGUGGACUAACACCGACUUACAGUUUCAACGCUUCAUUGGUUAGUUUUGGUUUCCCUCUUGCAGCUGACUCAAGUCUCUCAAAUUGUACGAUGUAUCCUCAGCUAGAAGGAGUACUAUACUUUUUUUGGAACUUUGCCCAUCAUCUACAAUCCUUAUGAGAGUCAAGAACACACACAUUAUUCCCUUUCUAUGCAUUUCAAAUAGUAAAGAACAGUUAUUAAGGCAUACUUGCCAACCCUCCCGGAUUUUCCGGGAGACUCCCGAAAUUCAGCGCCGAAAACCUCCCGGGACACAUUUUCUCCCGAAAAUCUCUGGACCUGGAGGCCACGCCCCCUCCAGGUCCGCAUGGAGCAAUGUUGUUGUAAUAUAUUGAGUUGGAGGCAAUAAACAGGCGAGGGGAUGAAGUACGUCUCUUUACUGUAGACUUCAGAACAGACUCACACACUUGACGUCAGGUGCGCAACACCACGUAAAUCGUUGGCCAACCUAAAAGUAACCACAGUACGCUAUAGCCAACAUUCACCAGGAGAUGGCAACAGACAAACAUAGAUCACUCUAUUACAUUCCAGUCUCUCCAUGUUUUCUCGCCAUGGUAACAUGUGAUCCACAUGCACUGUGCGCUGUC
Messenger RNA from Nerophis lumbriciformis (worm pipefish), 3968 nucleotides. It is a transcript of the gene klhl34, whose product is annotated as kelch-like family member 34. The record is from RefSeq and is a predicted model, not a curated record. Lineage: Eukaryota; Metazoa; Chordata; Actinopteri; Syngnathiformes; Syngnathidae. Gene Ontology annotation, molecular function: protein binding.